AGCGAGCGCAGGGAGCCGACACCAUGCCUGGCUGGAAGAAGAAUAUUCCCAUCUGCUUACAGGCGGAAGAGCAGGAGAGAGAUGAGAGUCCCUACACUAAAUCCGCCAGCCAGACAAAGCCGCCUGAUGGAGCAUUGGCUGUGAGGAGACAGAGCAUUCCAGAGGAAUUCAAGGGCUCCACCGUGGUGGAAUUGAUGAAGAAGGAAGGCACCACCCUGGGGUUGACUGUCUCAGGAGGAAUUGAUAAAGAUGGAAAGCCAAGAGUGUCCAACCUUCGGCAAGGAGGAAUUGCUGCUAGAAGUGACCAGCUGGAUGUGGGCGACUAUAUCAAAGCAGUGAAUGGAAUCAACCUGGCCAAAUUCCGCCAUGAUGAGAUCAUCAGCUUGCUGAAGAACGUGGGGGAAAGAGUGGUUCUUGAAGUCGAGUAUGAACUUCCACCAGUCUCUGUACAAGGAUCGAAUGUUAUUUUCCGAACAGUGGAGGUCACAUUACAUAAAGAAGGCAAUACCUUUGGUUUUGUAAUACGAGGGGGAGCACAUGAUGAUAGAAAUAAAUCUCGUCCAGUUGUGAUAACGUGUGUUCGUCCUGGAGGGCCUGCUGACAGGGAAGGAACUAUCAAACCUGGUGAUAGACUGCUCAGUGUGGAUGGAAUUCGACUUCUUGGAACCACACAUGCUGAAGCCAUGAGUAUUCUUAAACAAUGUGGACAAGAAGCAACGCUGCUGAUAGAAUAUGAUGUCUCCGUGAUGGAUUCUGUGGCAACAGCAUCAGGGCCACUACUAGUUGAAGUUGCCAAAACUCCUGGUGCCAGCCUUGGGGUUGCCCUUACUACCUCGAUGUGCUGUAACAAACAGGUCAUUGUCAUAGACAAAAUCAAAUCUGCAAGUAUUGCAGACAGAUGUGGGGCACUGCAUGUGGGCGACCACAUCCUCUCCAUUGACGGCACUGGGAUGGAGUACUGUACGCUAGCAGAAGCAACCCAGUUCCUGGCAAACACCACCGACCAGGUCAAACUGGAGAUUCUUCCACAUCAUCAGACUCGCUUGGCCCUGAAGGGUCCCGACCACGUGAAAAUUCAGAGGAGCGACAGACAACUUCCCUGGGAAUCCUGGGCCAGCAACCAGUGCAGCCUCCACACCAACCAUCACUGUAACACGCACCACCCCGACCUCUGCAGAGCACCAGCCCUGACCCUCCCGAAAGCACCUCCUCCCAGCAGCCCUCCUGUGGUGUCUUCAUCCUUCUCUCCUACCUCCAUGAGCGCAUACAGCCUGAGCUCCCUGAACAUGGGCACUUUACCUCGAAGCCUCUACUCCACCAGCCCACGAGGAACCAUGAUGAGGCGGAGACUGAAAAAGAAAGACUUCAAAAGCUCCUUGUCUUUGGCCUCAAGCACAGUGGGGUUGGCUGGACAGGUGGUUCACACAGAAACCACCGAGGUUGUGCUGACAGCAGAUCCCGUCACGGGAUUUGGAAUCCAACUGCAAGGCAGUGUGUUUGCCACAGAGACGCUCUCUUCCCCACCUCUGAUUUCCUAUAUUGAAGCUGACAGCCCAGCGGAGAGAUGUGGGGUGCUCCAGAUUGGAGACCGGGUGAUGGCCAUUAAUGGAAUUCCAACUGAAGACAGCACUUUUGAGGAAGCCAAUCAACUCCUCCGAGACUCUUCCAUCACAAGCAAGGUCACAUUGGAGAUCGAGUUUGAUGUUGCAGAGUCUGUCAUCCCAAGCAGUGGAACCUUUCAUGUAAAGCUUCCCAAGAAGCACAAUGUGGAACUUGGAAUAACCAUCAGCUCACCAUCCAGUAGAAAACCAGGUGACCCCCUUGUCAUUUCAGAUAUCAAGAAAGGGAGUGUGGCACACAGAACUGGGACCCUAGAACUUGGGGAUAAACUUCUUGCCAUCGAUAACAUCCGGCUGGACAACUGCUCUAUGGAAGAUGCCGUCCAGAUCCUCCAGCAGUGUGAAGAUCUGGUGAAGCUCAAGAUCCGCAAAGAUGAAGAUAAUUCAGAUGAGCAAGAAAGUUCCGGAGCAAUUAUUUAUACUGUGGAGCUGAAACGCUACGGGGGACCCCUUGGCAUCACAAUCUCAGGAACUGAAGAGCCAUUUGAUCCUAUAAUCAUCUCAAGCCUCACUAAAGGGGGAUUAGCUGAAAGAACGGGUGCAAUCCACAUAGGAGACCGAAUCCUAGCCAUCAACAGCAGCAGCUUGAAAGGGAAGCCUCUGAGUGAAGCCAUCCAUUUGUUACAGAUGGCAGGAGAGACUGUCACCUUGAAAAUUAAGAAACAGACAGAUGCCCAGUCCGCAUCAAGUCCCAAGAAGUUUCCUAUUCCCAGCCACCUGAGUGACCUGGGAGAUGUGGAGGAGGACUCCUCCCCAACGCAGAAGCCGGGAAAGCUCUCAGACCUAUACCCCUCCACCGUGCCCAGUGUGGAUAGUGCUGUGGACUCCUGGGAUGGUUCGGGAAUAGAUACCAACUAUGGAAAUCAAGGCCCCACUUUUCAGGCCACGGGAUACAAUUUCAACACCUAUGACUGGAGGAGUCCAAAGCAAAGAGGCAGCUUAUCUCCUGUCCCCAAGCCUCGAAGCCAGACUUACCCAGAUGUGGGGCUGAGUAAUGAAGACUGGGACCGGUCCACAGCCAGUGGUUUUGCAGGCCCUUCGGACAGCGUGGAGGCUGAGCAAGAAGAGAACUUCUGGUCUCAGGCACUGGAGGAUUUGGAAACCUGUGGACAGUCAGGAAUCCUGAGAGAACUUGAGGCAACAAUCAUGUCGGGGAGCACUAUGAGUUUGAAUCAUGAGGCUCCAACACCUCGCAGUCAGCUGGGGCGACAGGCCAGCUUCCAGGAAAGGAGCAGCUCUCGGCCACACUACAGCCAAACAACUCGGAGCAACACCCUGCCCUCAGAUGUGGGCAGGAAGUCUGUGACGCUGAGAAAAAUGAAACAAGAAAUAAAGGAGAUCAUGUCCCCAACUCCUGUGGAGCUGCACAAGGUGACCUUGUACAAAGACUCUGGCAUGGAGGACUUUGGGUUCAGUGUGGCAGAUGGCUUGCUGGAGAAAGGCGUGUAUGUCAAAAAUAUUCGUCCAUCGGGGCCAGGUGAUCUUGGUGGCUUGAAGCCAUAUGACAGGCUUUUACAGGUGAACCAUGUCCGGACAAGGGACUUUGACUGCUGCCUUGUGGUGCCUCUCAUAGCAGAAUCUGGUAAUAAGCUGGACCUGGUUAUUAGUAGAAACCCACUGGCUUCCCAGAAGUCCAUAGAGCAGCAGAGUCUACCCGGAGACUGGAGUGAACAGAACAGUGCUUUUUUCCAGCAGCCUAAUCACGGUGGUAAUCUAGAGACACGAGAGCCCACUAACACCUUAUAGCAACACUUUUAUAAAGCAAGAUGAAAGACAAUAUCUACAUGGUGCUAAAAAAAAUCCCUUUGAGAUUUCUGUGACAUUUGAAGCACAGAUAAUCAUAUGGCAUUAACUGCAAGCACAGGGGUCUUUUAAAUCUCUC
This is a messenger RNA of Perognathus longimembris pacificus (Pacific pocket mouse), 3501 nucleotides long. It is a transcript of the gene Grip1, whose product is annotated as glutamate receptor interacting protein 1. The coding region runs from base 24 to 3365 and encodes 1113 amino acids. NCBI's taxonomy places the organism in Eukaryota, Metazoa, Chordata, Mammalia, Rodentia, Heteromyidae. The transcript is spliced from 24 exons. Gene Ontology annotation, molecular function: nuclear glucocorticoid receptor binding. Gene Ontology annotation, biological process: neurotransmitter receptor transport, endosome to postsynaptic membrane. The record is from RefSeq and is a predicted model, not a curated record.